Molecule: messenger RNA, 1680 nt
Organism: Mytilus trossulus (common blue mussel)
Lineage: Eukaryota; Metazoa; Mollusca; Bivalvia; Mytilida; Mytilidae
Product: spermatogenesis-associated protein 6-like
Exons: 13
Coding region: 110-1402 (430 amino acids)
Biological process (GO): spermatogenesis
Molecular function (GO): myosin light chain binding
Source: RefSeq, a predicted model, not a curated record
CUCCCUUUAUCGUUAAGAACGUUAGGCGUCCCUGACACCGGAGAGACUUGUAGUGGUUGUCACAGUUUUGUCAAGUUUUAGAAGGAUAAGACAUUGAUUAAAAGUGAAAAUGCCGAGGAGAGCAUUGAGAUGUGUUGUUGAUCUCAAAAUACGAGCGGUAUCAGCACCAGGUGUAUGGUUAAGUAGUCGAGAAGAUGUUUACCUUAGUAUAAGUCUAUUUGGACAAUACAGAAAUACUAACUUAGUACCAUCUAUAUUCCCUCUACUGUUUAAAGAAGAUUUUGUAUUUGAAAAGACAUACUACACAGCUCUAGACCCAUCAGAUAUAUCAGACUAUUUAGAAGAUGAAUUAGUAAUAUUUGAACUUCUACAAAUGUCAGAGUACUGUGAAGGUGCUGUUAGACUGGCCUCAUACUCAUGUAAUGCUAAGGACUUUCUCUUCCCAUAUCCAUCUCUAGCUCCAUGUUAUGCUUCCACUGCCAAAGAAAUACUUCUUAACAGAACUAUUGACUUCCCUGGAAUUUCACCAAAGCUGGAGUUUAUAACUGUGACAAACAUCAAAGAAUCUGUGUCACCUGAGUUGGAUGCAUUAGAUGAGGCUUUACAGGAUGCAAGGAAAUCAAGAAGGAGAUCUAGAUCAAGGUCAAGAAGUAGGCCAUCAUCCAGAGCAUCUAUGAGGACCUUUGUGCAUGUUGAACCAGAGGAGGACUCAAAAAGCUACCACCGGCCAACGGUCUCCUCUGUUUGUCAUUCUAGGUCCCCGUCCCCUUUCCUCAGGAGCAAGUCACCAGGUCCAGUUACAGACAAUGGAAGACCACCAUUUGUUGUCAGACAUCUGGAUAAAAGUUUAAUCGGAAGAUUACCAGCUGGCUUAGGAAGCUCAGUACUCAAGAAAGGAAAGAAGAAGGGAAAGAGACUCAGUCGACCAACAAGUGCUAUGUCUGAUACAGGGUAUUAUAGUGACUAUAGCCGAUAUCCACUAUCAUCUACCGCCAGCUAUAAGAAAUAUCCUGAUGCAGGAGACGAUCCAUUGUACAAAUCUUACGCAGUUAGUGAUGAUGAAGAUUUGGAAGUUGCAGCCUUGACCUCUUCCUUGAACAGAAUUCGAGCUCGCUCCAGGUCACCAAGUCCAUUUGUCUACAAACCAACAUUUAGUAGUCGUUACACCUACAGUCCCUUAACAGCAGCAGAAAGGGUGGACUUAAAAGUUCGUAGUGCAUUGAGAAGAAAUAGAUCUUUAGAAAGACUCAGUAUGCUGUCACCAGCACUUUCUCUUUCAAGACUUACGCCAACUUAUAGACCAAGAUAUAUAUCUCCCUUUAGAGAUUCUCUAGAUGACCUUGCGCUAGAUACAACCCUAGCCGAAAGAAGGAGGUAUUACAACUAUGGUUACUACUACUAGCGUUGCAUGACUAGCAUGACCUGAAGUUCAUUUGGACAAUGGUAAAUAUUGGACAGAGAAGUCAGCUCAGUAUUCAGGAACGUCACACAGACAAGUUUUUAAUGACACUUUGAGCUCGUCUUACAGUAAAUUGUACAGUAACGCUAAGAAGAAAAUUGUAGUCUAAAUGUUUUUAUUAUUGAGCUAGUAUAAAGUGGUAACAUUCCAAAGCUAUUUUCUAGAUAUAUUAAAAUUCUUAUGCUAUUUUUAGAAUAUUUUUCAUUUCCUUUUUUCUCUUU